Brettanomyces nanus is the source of this 1149-nucleotide messenger RNA. RefSeq lists its product as uncharacterized. The record is from RefSeq and is a predicted model, not a curated record. The transcript has a single exon. NCBI's taxonomy places the organism in Eukaryota, Fungi, Ascomycota, Pichiomycetes, Pichiales, Pichiaceae. Gene Ontology annotation, cellular component: nucleus. Bases 1 to 1149 code for a protein of 382 amino acids.
AUGGACUACCCAACUUCGUCAUAUGACGAAGGAAAUAAGUAUCAUUCUUAUUUCGUUGAGAACUAUGCCGAUCAGGCUAAGCAGAUGUCUCGAAAUCUUACUGCACCGCGGCCCGGUAUCCUGGAUGAUCACAUUCUGUCUCAACCGCUGCAAUCUGUGCAAUCUACCCCUGUACAGCAAAACACACAGCAUGUACAACCUUUUCUGCCCGACUUCCUAACCAACUCUAUUCACAGCACUAAUACCACCUUGGGAUAUUCCGCGCCUUCAUCUUCACUGUAUUCUUACUCUCCUGACUAUCCGGAUCUUGGUCUUGGUAGUCAGUCACACGCAAAUAACUCUGUGAAUUCUCUUACUUCAACGCCGUCUGCUGACUGGUCUUCUAAAACCCUGAUGACUUCUAUUUCACAACAACGAUCUCAGAUUCAGCCUGCCAAACAGACUCCUCAGGUCUCUCAAGCACGUCCAAAUCAGGCACAAUUACUACAUUCACUCCGUCCGUCUCCUGGAGAGUUCGGUUCCGUUUCUAGCGUGAUGGAUACCGCUUUAGUAUCAUCGUUGUCUUCAUCUAGAUCAAACAGCUUUCCUGUUAUUUUCCCAGCUACGCAUCUAGACAUUUCUACAAACAGGUAUGGUGUUACCGGGCCCGAUGGAUCUAAUGGACCUGUUGGACCUGAUGGAACCGUUGGAACCGUUGGAACCGUUGGAACCGUUGGAACCGUUGGAACCGUUGGAACCGUUGGAACCGUUGGAACCGUUGGAACCGUUGGAACCGUUGGAACCGUUGGAACCGUUGGAACCGUUGGAACCGUUGGAAACGGUGGACCCGAUGAACUUGAUGGAACCGUUGCUGGAAUUACAAAGUCUCGUAGACCGUCUAAAGUGACUUAUCACUGUAACUACUGUGGAAAAACAUACACUAGACAAAACAGACUCAAAAAGCACAUUCUGUCCAAACACGGCGGUAAAAAGUUUGUGUUUAGAUGUGAAGUCUGUGCCAGAUGCUAUACCUCAAAGGAGAACUUGAAUCGUCAUAAAAACCUGCACACUGAAAAGUAUAAGUGUCCUAGAUGCGGUAUCACCCACGAUCGGGCCAAGAGAUUUGAGCGUCAUCUCUCUGUGUGUAUGCCCAAUUCCGUUGAUCACUAA